Molecule: messenger RNA, 606 nt
Organism: Penicillium cinerascens
Lineage: Eukaryota; Fungi; Ascomycota; Eurotiomycetes; Eurotiales; Aspergillaceae
Exons: 2
Coding region: 1-606 (201 amino acids)
Molecular function (GO): metal ion binding
Source: RefSeq, a predicted model, not a curated record
AUGAGUCGCAGGCUUUCAGUCGUCGAUCUCACCUCUGCGCAAGCGAGUUCUGAUCACCGCUCUUCUACCUCUUCUCCCCCCGAUCAACCGUCGACACUAGAUCGGGCGGGGAGCCAAACCACGCCCCGCGGGAUUAAGCGUCGACGUGAAAACGAUGGCUUCUGGAGCCCCAACUCUUCAGAUAGUUCUGAAGAGGUAGAGCAGGAAGAGGAGGCUAUUGAGUCCAUUGAUCUCACUGAACCUGAGACUUCACUCCAAAAAGCGCUUGCGAAACAACAGGAGGAUGCGAUCAAGGCCCAGCAGUCAGCAGAAGGGGAGAGAAGCGGAUCCGUUCUCAGCGCAUACAAGUGUCCUGUGUGCAUGGACACGCCGGAGGAUGCAACCAGCACUGCGUGUGGCCACCUCUUCUGCCAUCGCUGCAUCGUUGAAUACCUGAACUCGGCCGACCAACGAUUAGACUCGAGCAAACAAACCCGGGGUACAUGUCCAAUAUGCCGAAAGGUUAUUACAAAGGUUGACAAGAGCGGGCCCAAGAGGAGUCUUAUUCCCUUAGAACUCAAGUUGACAACAAAGAAGCGAAGUUUGGUCCCGCCUUCUCAGGCGUGA